Molecule: messenger RNA, 5644 nt
Organism: Pseudoliparis swirei
Lineage: Eukaryota; Metazoa; Chordata; Actinopteri; Perciformes; Liparidae
Product: retinoic acid receptor gamma-A-like
Exons: 8
Coding region: 1358-2821 (487 amino acids)
Biological process (GO): retinoic acid receptor signaling pathway; cellular response to corticotropin-releasing hormone stimulus; regulation of transcription by RNA polymerase II
Cellular component (GO): transcription regulator complex; nucleus
Molecular function (GO): RNA polymerase II cis-regulatory region sequence-specific DNA binding; nuclear receptor activity; zinc ion binding
Source: RefSeq, a predicted model, not a curated record
AAAAUGAAAUUAAAAAAAUAUACAUAAUAAAGGUUAAACAAAUAAAUAAAUAUUUGUUUAGGUUUAAAUGAAUCUUCUUUGGUAAAUCAACAGCUGCUCACAAUGCAGCACAACUAAAAUCUAAUAACUGAAAAUUCCCAACAAGGAGCAUCACAUUGCAUUGCUCUUUUUCUAAAAUGAAAUGAUAUGGAAAGAAUAAACCUAAAUUAAAGCUUUAUCGUUAUUUUUAUUCAAUAUUUUUUAUUCUCAGUUUCUUUAGUUCUGUUUAAUUGUAUAAAUAAACUUCUGAGAAUAAUUGGAAGUAUAAACUAUUGACCAGCAGCGACGCCAAAUCGGGAUAUAAACCACACCCAUCCUCAAACUGCCUUCAUUUUGAUCUUAAUGACACACCUGUAAAGUUUCAUGACUGCAUCUUAUUGUCGUGACGCCAUCACUGUGACAAAAUCUGACAACAUGUAAAUUCCAUGACACACACACACACACACACAGACUCGCAAGGUGAAAACAAUACCACAUGGUAAUCAUAGUAAAAUGCAACACAAUACUCAAGUAAACAUUUAGUGACAUUAGCACGUUAUAGACUCCUUACAUGGCCUCUCUCUGAGCUCCUUUCGUACUUUCUCUGAACAAACUGUGAGGUAGGAAUUUGUUGCUAAGGGUGGUAGAGCUGUACUGUUUGGAAGCGAGGCAAUGUUCCCUCCUGCGAUGAAACAAAAGGGAUUUAAUACAGUAAAAAAAGACGAAAUAGUCAAGGGAGAAGUAAGGGGAGGUGAAGAGUGUUUGUUUUCAUUUGCAGAAUAUGAAAUAUGAAGAGCCGAAUUGGAAAACUUGAAGGAGAAAAGGGGCAAGUCAAGGAACUUUAAUGCAUGCCCAAUCAGAAAGAAGGUACAUACCCCCUUUUACAACAACCCCUCCCUCUUCUUCUUCCCCGACCCCACCUCCCUUUUCUGUUCUGAGAGAGCAUGCGGAUAGUUGGUUGAGUCUGUGGUGGAGAGUGAGAGGCCCAGAGAGCCCGCAAGAGGGGAGCUGAGAUCAGUUAAAGAAGUCAAAAAAGGCAGGCAGGCAAGUGAUCUGGGAAAAGACAAGGUCAACAUGUCUGGGUACUAGAGCAGAAAGAAGGCAAGAAAGAAGGAUUUUGUCUAUCCAGAGGACUUCGUUUGUGAGAGGACAGCACAGGACAAGCAGUCAGGGGGCAACAAGAGACAGACAUACAGAAAGAAAGGGAACACCUGGACCAGCAGGGCAUUGAGUUACUUCCAGUCACAGGAAGCCCUUUCUCACUUUUUACGGCCACGUUCUCACAGCUUGGCUGCAGAACAAUUGGCUGUAGUUCUGUUUGCUGGGAUUUGAGAGGAGCAUGUUUGACUGUAUGGAGGCUCUGGGGCUUGGCCCGCGGGCCCGCUUUGAUGUGUCGGGACAAGGAUCAUGCAUGCUCGGCAAGGCAACCCCUUACUUCUCCGGCCUAGACCCCUUCGCCUGGACUGGAACUGGCAGCAUUCAGUCGGUGGAGACCCAGAGUACCAGCUCAGAGGAGAUGGUCCCCAGCUCUCCUUCUCCUCCUCCACCACCCCGGAUCUACAAGCCAUGCUUUGUGUGCCAGGACAAGUCAUCUGGUUAUCACUAUGGAGUGAGCUCCUGUGAGGGCUGCAAGGGUUUCUUUCGGCGCAGUAUCCAAAAGAACAUGGUUUAUACAUGCCACCGAGACAAAAACUGCCAGAUCAACAAAGUGACUCGCAACCGCUGCCAAUACUGUCGGCUGCAGAAGUGCUUUGAAGUUGGCAUGUCCAAAGAAGCGGUGCGUAACGACAGGAACAAAAAGAAGAAGGAUGUAAAGGAGGAGGUGGUUUUGCCAGAGAACUAUGAGCUGAGUGGAGAACUAGAGGAGCUGGUCAACAAAGUCAGCAAAGCUCACCAAGAGACCUUUCCAUCUCUGGUCCAGCUCGGAAAAUACACCACAAAUUCAAGUGCUGACCACAGAGUACAGCUGGACUUGGGCCUGUGGGAUAAGUUCAGUGAGCUGUCCACUAAGUGCAUUAUAAAGAUUGUGGAGUUUGCCAAGCGGCUACCAGGCUUCACUACGCUCACCAUCGCUGACCAGAUCACCCUCCUCAAAUCUGCAUGCCUGGACAUCCUGAUGCUGAGGAUAUGCACUCGCUACACCCCAGAACAGGACACAAUGACCUUCUCAGAUGGCCUGACGCUCAACAGGACCCAGAUGCAUAACGCUGGCUUUGGCCCACUUACAGAACUGGUGUUUGCCUUUGCUGGCCAGCUGCUGCCUUUAGAGAUGGAUGACACAGAAACGGGCCUCCUCAGUGCCAUCUGCCUCAUCUGCGGAGACCGUAUGGAUCUGGAGGAGCCACAGAAAGUAGACAAGCUGCAGGAGCCGCUGCUCGAGGCUCUGAAAAUCUACACCCGCCGCAGACGCCCAAACAAGCCCCACAUGUUUCCCCGCAUGCUGAUGAAAGUCACAGACCUCCGAGGAAUCAGCACCAAAGGUGCAGAAAGAGCCAUCACACUGAAGACGGAGAUCCCAGGGCCCAUGCCUCCACUGAUCAGGGAGAUGCUGGAGAACCCAGAGGCCUUCGAGGACAGCAGUGACUCAGGGGACAGCGCCACAGCCGCUCCCCCUGCCAUUCAAGCCAUCAAAAAAGAGGAGAAGGCCACAGAUGAGUCAGCCGUUGAGGAGGAGGAGGAUGAAGAGGAAGAGGACGACUACUGGGAUGAGGAGAAAGAGCGAGGGGCAGACAGUGAUGGGGAGCUGUCGGGGGAGGCGGCAGCGGGCGUGCAAAAGAAAGGUGGAACAGGGAAAACGCAGUGAGACAAGAUGAUGCUGCUUCCUCCUUCAGAUCACUGAGUCCUCCCAGAAACUUCACAGAAUUAGGCUCUUAUACAACAACCGUGUUGCAUACAGCACAUACAAAUACUGUAAAUGUUGACAAAGGAAAAUAUGUUAUAUUCAGUAUAGGAAGCAAGGAAUGGGAGAAGCAAAAGCACUACAUGUAAGUGGGUUGAGCAGAGCGCCAUGAAAAAUCACUGUGCCAAAAUGAGACUCUAAAAGAUUUUUCACAAGUGUUUUGUUCCACCCAAAGAGGAAUGAGAUGUGGUGGACAGAAGAAAAUGCACUCUUCAGCUAUCUAUAAGGGCUAUGCUUUAUAUACAAUUGCUGGUAAAAAAAAAAAAAGGUGGUGUCCAUUUGCCGCAAAUGUCUUGAGAACUAUUAUUACUAUUUAGAGAUUUGCAACUUAUUUUUUUAUUGUAUGGUUUUUAUAAGCAUGUAAACAUUUCUCUUCUGUCUUUUUGCCUGUUUGUGGGACUCUUUUCUUCUUUUUACUCAGUCAUGCUCGCAUUUGACUGGACAUAUAGUGAGUUUUUUUUCAAGCUUGUCUUUAAUAAGCAUUUCUGAGUUGUUGGAUACAGUGAAAAGCAAAGAUGACGAAGAGAGAGCCGGUCAUGAACAGGACUCAAACUCACAAUACGACAAGCAUGAAGCCCUUAUGGGUAAAACACAGAAUAAGAAGAAGACUGUUAUUUCAUCUCUGGUGCUUGUGAUAGAGAAACUAAUCAAUAAUGCAAAACAAACACAGCAGCAUAUUUCCACCAAAACAUAUUAGUUUGUAAUACUUCAACUCAUGAAUCUGCAGGGUAGAUUAAAUGUCAUCACACAAUCUCAGGUUGAUUCCAUCAGGGCCGCAUCACAUCUGACACAGCGCCAACAUCUUCAACAAGUAGGAUUAUUAAAAAAGGAAGUUGUUGGCCAUGAUGUGCAUGCCCUUUGUGAAGCCAUAAUAUUUUCAUUUUGUAAUAGUGAGCUAUGAAUCAUCCAAAUUUACUUCACAGAAAACCUCAGGUGUGUGUGUGUGUGUGUGUGUGUGUAUGAGUGUGUAACUGAGAGCAUUUAUUAACACACAGAGUGAUGUAGAGGUCCGCCAUUACUGCCAUAAUCCACACUCAGCAUUUAUGUCCAAUAAUUAGUAUGCUAAAACUGCACAUAAAAUGGGUUUUACAGCUAAAAACGUUUAAAAGUUCACUCCCCCAAAGGCGUCUGUUGGACAGUUGGAUAUUGAUGACGAUGCAAACUGACAUGAUCAAUUAAAUGAGGUCACAAUCAUCCACAUAAUUACCAAACAAACAAAAGCUUUACAUUGGGUGACCUGUCUGCCGAAGCACAGGGCGAUAAUUUCAAAUAUGUGUGUUCAUGUGUGAUGCGUCUAAAGAGUGAUGCAAUACAUGGAUUUUGUAAAAUAAAUACUUAUGAUUUCUUUUUUUAUUGAGACUAUACGGUUUUUUUCUGCAAGAUGUAUACAUCUGAAAUUAUCUAUGGAAUGAAAGACAAUGUGAGCCUGACUAAACACUUUGAUAGUUGUACGGUGAAGAUUCUCCAUCAGCAUGUUGUCCUUCAUGGCAUUGCAGUUCAGCUGCAACGUACUCUUGAUGUAGUUUGUUGAUAUUAGGGAUAAAAGGAUACAGCUAAUGUAUGAUAUCUGAAGAAAAGACUGCAUAUUUGUGAUGAUCAUGUGUGGAGACGUUUACUCCCUGAAUGAAGCAGAGAAAGAGAAGAUGUGGAGAAAGUUAAGAGAAAACAGAUCCUUCGUGACCACAGUGGCAGUGACCAUGAAUACAAGUCAGACCGGCCUUAAGUAGCUUUAGUACCAGAUGUUACGCCAGAAAAUGGAUUUAAAGUAUUAUAAUCAACCAUGAUGAUGUUUUUAGACUGUUCAAUUGUCAUUUGUGAUAUUCUAGGAUGAAAGCAUCACAGUCAAAUGACUGGGGUAACAAAUACAAGUUAUCUGCAGUGUGUCACACACACACACAUUUACAGAAACACAAUCAAUAUUUUGCACAUCAUCAGCCAAUCCUAGAUACUUUGUUCAGUAUUUAAAUGUCACAUAACGACGACAUUUCAUAUUAGAAUGUUUUCCUGUGGUCAACUUUGUUUUCUAUUUCUUAAACUUGUUUCUUGUAUUUGAGCUGGUGCAAUAGAUAAGCCGAGGAAGAGCACUCAAGGGGCUGAGCUCUGUAUGUCAGCAUGUGAGUAAAAUAAUAAGAAAGACCAAAGAUAUUACAUUACAUUUGGACAAAAACAAAUUAAACCACAUUACCAAAUAAAAUAUCUAUUAUGGUAAUUGAUGUGAAAUAUAUUUACUUUGUAUUGUGUGAUGGAGAAAAUGCCAUGAUCUCAAAUGACUUUUAAAGCUGGAACCAUCUUAUCUCUGUUACAUUUUGUUGUUGAGGUUCUUUUAACUGAUGUCUUUUUAUAUAAACAAUAUUUACAUUAUGCAAAUAACUGAUGUUCAGGGAUUUAGACACCUUGUGAAUUAUUAUUCAAUUGGACUUCAACUAAAACAGCUCUGACACACACACACACACACACACACACAAACACACACACAGACAGACAAAUAAAUACUGGGCUGAUCCGUUUGUGUUUUUACAUUUUGAAUUUUGCUUUAUUUGUUAUUUGUUGUUGUAUUUCUUGUAUUUUGAUAAAGGCGCUUUUUGUUCUUAAAUCUUAGAGCGUCCUGUUGCUGUCUUUCACUUUACACCUUUACAAGGAAAGUCUUAAGACGGAGAUGUCCAAAUACAGCCAUCAACAUGUAUUUAUCAUCAUAUUUUAUUAAAGAGCCUUGUGUUCUCAACAGAA